Lodderomyces margitis is the source of this 921-nucleotide messenger RNA. RefSeq lists its product as uncharacterized. The record is from RefSeq and is a predicted model, not a curated record. Lineage: Eukaryota; Fungi; Ascomycota; Pichiomycetes; Serinales; Debaryomycetaceae. The coding region runs from base 1 to 921 and encodes 306 amino acids. The transcript has a single exon.
AUGAACGAAAGAGGUAGAACGUCAUCGGGGGAGGUACAGUUUGACCCACAUUUCCAAAUACCAAAGGGAGAGUCACGAACGCGACACUCGCGGCAGGGGUUACUCCAUCAAGCAGUAAGCUAUAGGUCUUCCAGUACAAGGUCUCUAACUCAGGCACCCCCUCAGAGCAUAAAGGGGCAAUACUGUGGUAUUCAGAGGCCCGAGUUCAAGCGGUGGAGCUCGUACGAUCUACCGCCAAAGGCGACAGGCAAUUCAAAAGAGAUUAGUCCGUUCACCAUACUUGAUGAUCAGUACAAUACAAAGCACCCAGGAGCAAGUAGCAUAAACUUGAGCACGGACAACUCAUUCAAGGAGUUGGAGAAAAACACAUUAAUGGAAACCCCUUCCAAGACAAAUCUUUAUGAGAAAAUGAGUGAUUUCGCUUAUGGAUUAGCUUCCUUUUAUUCGAGAGCUUCGCCUAUUGCUGAUGACAGCAUAACUGACGAAACCGACGAGGGAAUAAAUGAUACUCAAUAUGAAAUUGAACUGGUUGAGAGCCAAGAACCGCAACCUGAUUUGGAAGAAAUAGUGCGCAACCUCGCUCUCCAAUCAUCCGAGACCAACGCUCCAAAACUUAACCGAACCCAGCAAAAACUACUCGAUUUCAAAGAUCUCUACCAACAUGAAAAAAAUGAGUUGCCCGAAUUGAAAUACGAUUGGAAAAUCCAAAACGAAACGAUCCUGUCACAAUACACGACAAUUAGACUACGAUUCUCCUCGAGACAAGUUAGUCUGCGCCAAGUUGAAAGUGACGUGGGGGUCUUGGGAUUCAUUCAAAGGCAUCACGGCGGUGUUCCUCCGGCUGUAUCGACACCAGUCGGUGAAUCCGAUUCGUUGUUGAAACAAAUAUGGCAAGACGCAAACUCUGCAUUUAGUGAGUAA